AUGUUCAGGCCAAACCCAAGAGCCAUCGGCCUCACCAGCAGCCUCCCCCACGGCCGGCACAUGGCCACCAUCUCCUCACAAGGCCUCAGCCAGGAGCAGCUCCAACGGAUGGGCCAGACCAUGCCGCCGGGCUACAAGGCCCGCGUGGGCCAGCUCGAGACCUUUACGCUCCCCGAGUCGGUCCGGGGCAGCCGGGGAGACCGGGAGAUGGGCAAGGCGCUCGUCGACGCCUGGCGCCGUGACGGCAUCCUCCAGAUCGCCAUGAACCCCAAGCAGCAGGCCAUGUACGACGCGGCGCAGGCCGCCUCGAAGCGCUUCUUCGCCAAGCCGCACGAGCAAAAGGCCGCCUGCGUCGACAGCCAGAGCUACGCCGGCUACAUCGCCAGCGGCGAGGAGAUCACCGACGGCAUCGCCGACUACUCGGAGAUCUUCACCGUCACCAAGGAUCUGGACCUCGACGAGCCCAGGGUCAAGGCGAAGUGGCCCUGCCACGGCCCUUGCCCCUGGCCCGACGCCGAGAUGCGCGACCCCAUGAAGAAGUACAUGGAGUACCUGGGCGAGAGCGGCGAGAAGCUGCUGCAGCUUACAGAGUAUGGCCUCGGUGUGCCCGAGGGUUCGCUCACGCAGUAUACCAAUGACGGGUGGCACCAUAUGCGAAUUCUGAGGUUCCCGCAAAACAACAAGACCAACGGAAAGGGCAAAGAGGGCCGCGGAAUCGGCAGCCACACCGACUACGGUCUGCUCGUCAUCGCGGCUCAGGACUCGGUCGGUGGACUGUUUAUCCGCCCGCCCUAUGCCGAUGAGCAGUUUGCCAACUGGGAGAAGAGCUCAGCGGGUAUGAAGGAGGACGAUGACCGCUGGGUCUACGUGCCGCCCGUGCCCAACGUCUUUACCGUCUUCCCAGGCGACAUCAUGCAGUACAUCACCAACUCCCACCUCCCCUCGACCCCACACAAGGUCGGCCUCAACACGGCCGAGCGCUUCGCCUUUGCCUACUUCCACGAGCCGUCCUUCCAGGCCGUCGCCAAGCCGCUGCCGGGCUACGACGCCGGGCAGAGCCCCAAGGAGGGCAUCCACUACGGCACCCACUUCACCAACAUGUUCAUGAGGAACUACGAGUCCAGGAUCACCACCCAGCGCCUCUUGGGCGAGGACCGCUACAGCCUGCUGAGCCGACCGGAGCUCAGGACCAUGCCGGCGGACGCCAGGCGGGAUGGCAGGAUGAAGCGGGCCCUGGGCGCCAUGGAGAGGGAGAGGGCCAUGGGUAAGGGGUUUGGUGCCGUUGCUGCUUAA
This is a messenger RNA of Pyricularia oryzae 70-15, 1293 nucleotides long. RefSeq lists its product as uncharacterized. The transcript has 3 exons. Lineage: Eukaryota; Fungi; Ascomycota; Sordariomycetes; Magnaporthales; Pyriculariaceae. Gene Ontology annotation, molecular function: dioxygenase activity. The record is from RefSeq and is a predicted model, not a curated record. The coding region runs from base 1 to 1293 and encodes 430 amino acids.